This is a messenger RNA of Hemiscyllium ocellatum (epaulette shark), 472 nucleotides long. Its product is annotated as procathepsin L-like. The transcript is spliced from 5 exons. Lineage: Eukaryota; Metazoa; Chordata; Chondrichthyes; Orectolobiformes; Hemiscylliidae. The coding region runs from base 50 to 472 and encodes 140 amino acids. The record is from RefSeq and is a predicted model, not a curated record.
GAACACUUCUUGAGGAGGACAAGACGAUAAGAAAAUAAAACUGUUGAGAAUGCCCAUCAUGAGGUGCUCUCUGUUUGUGGACUGGGUUUUGGUCUCCAUGUUGGCUGCAGCCACUGUUUCCACAUUUGAUUCAACAUUGGAUGAAGCCUGGAUCAACUGGAAAUCAUUGCAUGGGAAGCAAUAUAAAAUGGCUGAGGAGGCCUACAGAAGAGCAUUGUGGGAGGACAACGUGAGAUACAUUGAACGGCACAACAUGGAGUAUGCAAUGGGAAAGCACACAUUCACUGUGGGAAUGAACCAGUUUGGCGAUCUGACCUCGGAGGAGUUCAAUCAGCGUUUCAAUGGAUUUAAAGAAAAGGAGAUUGAUCACACAACGUGUGAACUUUUUGCAGCAGGGAAUCAUGUUAAAUUGCCUCAAAGCGUUGACUGGAGAACAAAGGGUUUUGUUACUGAAGUGAAGGACCAGCUUUAA